Messenger RNA from Stomoxys calcitrans (stable fly), 1206 nucleotides. RefSeq lists its product as uncharacterized. Bases 139 to 660 code for a protein of 173 amino acids. Lineage: Eukaryota; Metazoa; Arthropoda; Insecta; Diptera; Muscidae. The record is from RefSeq and is a predicted model, not a curated record. The transcript is spliced from 2 exons.
UCUGUCAUCUAUACAAAACAACAAAAUACAGUCCACAAAUUCCCUCCGGGUAUUGGUGACAAUUGUGCACUCCACCAUCUCUCUUGGACUCCACCAAAUCCAGCUGCUGUCACCAACGACCCCCAGCCCCCUUUUUACAUGGUCCAUCGAUCCUCCAACAUGGUAAGCUCGAGAAGAGAGCAUGCAGAACAGCGAAAAUCAUCACCAAACAAAAAUGGAGAAAACAGAAGAUCAUCCCUUACACGUCGGUCACGUUCCCCAAAUGUCUACAGGUGCAAACUAUGCGAUAGAUUCCAUGCACUUAAAGUUUGCCCUACAUUUUUAAGUAUGAGCCCAAAACAAAGGAACAUUUUCGUCCUACGUGAAACCUACUGUGCGAAUUGCUUGGCACGAAGCCAUAGAUUUCGGGACUGCAGAUCCAGAAACAUGUGCCGUAUUUGUGCCAGGCCCCACAAUACUUUACUGCAUCCUAACUACAUCAAUCGCAAACCGAAUCAAUCUAAUGGGAAAACCACCAAGCACAAAACGACUGGCAGUCUUCGCAGAGCAGCCUACAAUAACAGCAACACGGGUCAAACGACACCAGACAAUAAUGUAGCAGCGGCAAACCAGAAGAUUCUGUCUGAGGCAAUUCGGGCCUUGGCUUCCGUGCUUUGUUGACACCAAAAUAACUUUUUGUUGCCCGGCAGCAUGUCUAAACUCAAUGUUUAGACUUAACUAUUUUGAAUUUGAAUAUAACUGACUCUUAGUUCUAUGGCUCACCUAUCUAAACUCUAGUUUUAAAAUCAAUGGAAAUAAAGAAUUAAUCUUUUGUAGCUUUGAACUAACCCUAUUGUGAAUUAUUUGUAUUUAUGAAUUUUAUCUAAAUAUCUGUCAUAGAUUUCUUGGUGAGCCAUAGAACCAAAACUACUUCACUUUUUACUUGUAUCCCCAACGGUGAGCAUCCAAUUAUUUCCCAUAAAAGACAUUUGAACUCCAACGAAAUUCCCCACUUUGUUCUUUUCUUUGGCGCCAACUUCUACUUUCUCAUAUACUGAGAAAUUAUAAUAUCCACAUACAUUCCAUACCUGCAACGUAAGUUGGGUGUUCUGUCAUCUAUACAAAACAACAAAAUACAGUCCACAAAUUCCCUCCGGGUAUUGGUGACAAUUGUGCACUCCACCAUCUCUCUUGGACUCCACCAAAUCCAGCUGCUGUCACCAACGA